Molecule: messenger RNA, 2305 nt
Organism: Quercus lobata
Lineage: Eukaryota; Viridiplantae; Streptophyta; Magnoliopsida; Fagales; Fagaceae
Product: RNA-binding (RRM/RBD/RNP motifs) family protein
Exons: 8
Coding region: 83-1069 (328 amino acids)
Molecular function (GO): RNA binding
Source: RefSeq, a predicted model, not a curated record
UCUGGUUGGCUGUGACUGUGUAGUAGGGCAUUUGAUACUCUCCUUAUCUUACUUUCGCAACCAAAUCUAGCGAUCUUUCUAGAUGGCAGGUGCAGGCAUCCAUCCGUACCACCAGCAAUGGCCUCCGGCAGCCGCCGCAGCUCCUCCUCCGCCUCCUCCAGCGGUGGCCGCCGCUGCUCCUCCUCCGCACGCUCCGCCAAUCGCUCCCUCAGACGAGGUCCGCACGAUCUUCAUAACGGGAUUGCCCGAAGACGUGAAGGAGAGGGAGCUGCAAAACCUUCUAAGAUGGCUACCUGGCUACGAAGCUUCUCAGGUUAACUUCAAAGGCGAGAAGCCUAUGGGAUUCGCUCUCUUCUCCAACGCUCAGUUCGCUCUCGCCGCCAAAGAUGCUCUUCAGGAGAUGGUUUUUGAUGCGGAGUCGAAGUCGGUGUUGCACACGGAGAUGGCGAAGAAGAAUCUGUUUGUGAAAAGAGGAAUAGUUGCGGAUUCAAGCCCAUAUGAUCAAAGUAAACGCUUGCGAACUGGGGGUGAUUAUACACACACUGGUUAUACAAGUCCAUCUCCUUUCCAUCCUCCUCCUCCAGCACAUGUUUGGGGGCCACAUGGAUAUAUGGCUCCACCACCUCCUCCUCCUCCAUAUGAUCCGUAUGGAGGCUACCCUGUUCCUCCAGUACCAAUGCCUGCUCCUGCUCCUGUGCCAGCACCUAGUAGUUAUGUACCUGUUCAGAAUGCAAAAGAUAACCCUCCAUGCAAUACCCUAUUCAUUGGAAAUUUGGGAGAGAACAUAAAUGAGGAAGAAUUGAGGGGACUUUUUAGUGCACAACCUGGUUUUAAGCAAAUGAAGGUCCUGAGACAGGAAAGACAUACUGUUUGCUUUAUUGAGUUUGAAGAUGUAAAUAGUGCAAGCAAUGUACACCAUAGUUUGCAGGGUGCUGUUAUCCCCAGUUCUGGUUCAGUUGGCAUGCGGAUACAAUAUUCGAAGAACCCAUUUGGGAAAAGGAAGGAUUCUGGCUACCCUCUGGCUGCACCUGGCACCAACGGAGCUCCACCAGCUAUGAAUUACCAGUAGCAUGAAGGGGAUGUACUCUGUUCUUUAUGCACCGACAAAUACAACUACUACAUGAUAGGAUGCAUCUUGCAGCUGUUGCAUGCAUCCAUUUCAUAAUCAAGUCAUCACAUUAGCAUCUCUCCUCAUGUGAAUGAAUGCACGUAGUGGCAUCAUGAACAUACCAUUUGGCCAUGUUAUAACUUAUCCAAGACAUGCAUUUGUCAGCAGCACAUUUAAAAGCCUGGAUUACGUAAUAGGGGGGCUCAGAUACUGUUGUCAUUUGUAGAAGUGGUGCAUUUGUCUGUGUUUUUGUGGGAUUUAUGUGCUUUUCCACAUAUUAACUUUUGUGUACAUCAACAAUAGGAAUGCUUGUCUAAAUAGACAUCUAGCAGUGUUAUCUAUUUUUUCUAUAUUAGGUUCACUGAUUUAACUUAACCUGCCAUCAAAGGUGACCAGAGAAUCAUUUCAUGGAACAUGUGGAAUAUCUAGGAACUUCAUGCCAUCAAUCAUGUUUCCCCUUACAUCACCUUUACCAUUUGCCAUCACCGCCAGCACCACCACAUUUUUUAACCUUUUGCUACAUAUUCAAUCAGUCCUUAGUUCAUUGGCUAAAGCGAAGAUCUAUUCAUGAUGCUUAACAUUCAACAUUCAAGCAACUCAAAAGCAUAACUAUUCAAAAGAAUGUUGGGAAUUAUAUGCUGUGAUUUAUAUACAGGAUUUUGCGUACAAAAUGACAAAGCUUCCAAACAUUUGAGGAGGUCAAGUGUUGCAGCUGCUCUUAUAUCAGGUAACAUCACUAGGCUGGACUACUGUCAAACACACACCUGGUUGAGGCUUUUAGAGUCGUUAGGACAAAGCUUUUAUUCUACCUGUUUCUUACUGGUUGCCAAUAUUUCUGUGUCUACAAGUUUACAAGCGUUAUUUAUUACCUUUUUUUGGGAGGAAACCUUCAUUUUGGUGUAACAAAUGAAUAUAGGUUGAGACCAAAUAAGCAUUUCAGAGAGAAAGGUAUAGUUUAGUUGUGGUGUUCCAUUUUCUAAAGAUUAGAACUCGGUGCUUUUUUUUAUCAUUCGUUCUCUUAAUGUCUGACCUGUAAAUCUUAUUUUUGUAACAUAUCCUUUAUGCUUUUGUGUGCACGCGUGACAGAUAGAAAGGGAGUGGAGUGGGGGGUCCUUUUGAGUCGUUCAAAUUGAGUCUAUCCCUUUAAUAAAGCUGUAUGAACUUUGAACUAGUCUAUGAAGUAUGAAUUGACGAGAU